Molecule: messenger RNA, 3571 nt
Organism: Alosa sapidissima (American shad)
Lineage: Eukaryota; Metazoa; Chordata; Actinopteri; Clupeiformes; Clupeidae
Gene: lcmt2
Product: leucine carboxyl methyltransferase 2
Exons: 14
Coding region: 183-2267 (694 amino acids)
Biological process (GO): tRNA methylation; wybutosine biosynthetic process
Molecular function (GO): tRNA methyltransferase activity; protein binding
Source: RefSeq, a predicted model, not a curated record
UCAACCAUAACACACGCCGAUGUAGCUUUCUCAUUUCACUGUUUCCAUGUGCAUAUUAAAUCAAUAUGGUGGGGCAAUGCAACACAUUGGUUAGCUAGAUAUCUAGGUUUUAUUUUGUUGUAAGUCUCAGCUAGGCUCGUCAAUUGUUGCCCUUAACUUGUGCUGUCUGAGGCAGAAAAGACAUGCCUGCCUGCCACAAAACUAGAAAAUCAGGGAAGGAUACUGCUGUGCAGGGAACCAAUGACAGCAGUGUGGUUAGCAAGGUGUCUGCAUCAGUCUAUGGUUACUUCCGAGAUGACUUCCAGCGGCGGUUUGUAUGCAAGGUGUCACGUCGAGCACCUCUCAUUAACAGGGGUUAUUAUGUGAGAUGGAGGGCUGUGGAUCAUUGUGUCAAGCAGUUUCUCCAGGCCACAUCAAACUGCAGUAGAAGACAGAUGCUGUCACUGGGUGCAGGAUUUGACUCUUUGUACUUCAGACUGCAUGCCGAAGGGGUCAUGGAGAGAGUGACUGUGUUUGAAGUGGACUUUCCUGGUGUAGCCCAGAGAAAAGCAGCCUUGAUAAGAGCUGAUCCUCACUUGAAAGACUGGAAACCUCUCCUGUCCCACGACUCAGGACCAUUGUAUGUAUCUAACGAUCAGUACCGCCUUUUGGGCCUGGACAUCCGUCAGGAGAAGGAGGUGGAGGUAGCUCUGUGUGGAGCAGGGUUUCAGUGGGGUUGCCCAACACUGCUGCUGUCUGAAGUGGUGCUCACCUACAUGGAGACGGACGAAUCAGACGGUGUGAUUGGCUGGGCAGCGAGGCUCCUCCCAGAGUCGAUGUUUGUGAUGUACGAGCAGAUCCGCCCUCUAGACCCCUUUGGGAGAGUGAUGCAGGCUCACUUCCUGAAGCUCAACUCUGCCCUACAUGCAUUACAGAGCUAUCCGUGCGUGGCAGCUCAGAGACAGAGGUUCUUAAGCAAGGGCUGGGAGGAGUGUGUGUGCGUAGACAUGAACCAGUUCUACCUGGGGCUCGUACCCCAGCAGGAGAGGGACAGAGUGGAGGGACUGGAGCCAUUUGAUGAGUAUGAGGAGUGGCACCAGAAGUGUUCUCACUAUUUCAUCCUCACUGCUUCCAAAGGCUCUUUGACCAGCCAGGCUCUCCUCAUCCCGCCCACAGUGUCCCCAGUUCCUGAUCUAAGUCCUCGGCUGGAGCCUGAGCCCCUGAGAGCGAGUCGCCUAUCGGGUGACCCGUGCGUGGAGGGUCUGGGGAUGGCCUCGGCCCUGCUGGAGCCUCGCCUCCUCAUGCUGACCGGAGGGUACGGGAGAAGUGGCAGAGAAACAGCCGUCAGGGUCCUUAUCAGAGGCCAGGUCAGCUGGAGCUGGGCCUGUGUGGAGACCUCUGUGGACUGGGAUGCCCGGCUGUACCACAGCAUGACUGCAGUGUCAGGACGGGAAUCGCUGGUGUUUGGUGGGAGGUCGUCCCCGCUGAAGCCUUUUGGGGAUGUUCUCAGCGUGACCUAUGACCUCAGGGAACACACAGAAUCCAGUGCAUCAUCUUUAUCAAUGAAUGUGUCAUUAGAGGAAAUGGAAUGCAGUGGCUGUCACCCACAAGCAAGAUGGCGGCAUACUGCUACUUUGCUAAAAUAUAAUGACCAAAAAUUAUUAUGUGUAUUUGGAGGACGCUCAGUGGUGGAGCCAGUCAUGGGUGAUGUCCACUUUCUUGAUUUGGAGACCAAGCACUGGACAGAGAUUCCAGUGGAGGGCAUCUACCCUGAAGCUCGGCAUUCGCACGCCGCGUGUGCCUAUCAGGAAGGUGCGGUCAUAUUCGGUGGUCUGGGAGGAAGAGGAAUUCCUUUAGGAGACACCAUUUUACUAAAACCCACCUCUAAAGGUUUCUGCUGGGAGACAUUAGAGGUGCAUCCUCCUGUUGUACCCAGGUAUUCCCACUGUGCCCAUGUGAUUGGUGAGAGGCUCGUUGUUGUGGGUGGGGUUUGGCUCCAUACGGAGGGUGUACCUGGAGUGGCAGUGAUCCACCUGGGCACAGGUGCCAGUGUGGAGUACCAUCUGGACACAUCUACCAUUCCUUGGCCCCUGAUGCUGCAUUCCUUCUGCUCUGAGCUGCUUGACCAGGACAGGUCAAAGGUCACACUAAUUGGCGGAGGAGGGAACUGCUUUUCGUUUGGGACCCACUUGAAUAGCCAUCCUGUGACUGUGGACCUGAGUCCAGCAGUCUUAGAAUGUACCACUUCACUUGCUGCAGAAGAACUAAGGGAGAGCAUGGCAACUUAGAACUCAGCAUUACAGUCGGAGACUGCAACAGAGAAGUACAUCUUAUUUAAAACCAGGAAGCCAAACAAACAGACAGACUUUAGUUUGGUGUGUCAAUUUGAGUUUUAUUCCAAAUGAACUAGGUCACAAGCUAAGGUACAGCACCGUUGGGCACACAGAUAUGUGGGGCACUUGGAGCACUGGUCAUAGUUUGGAGGGAAGUGUUGAGGAAAGGGCUUGUGGUCACUCGGUGAGACGGCGGAAGGACUGCACGGUGGCACAGACGGCGCCCCAAUUAGCUGGCUUGCGGUAGUCACCCUUCUCCAGGAAGUACUGGCGCCCGCGGAAGUUGGGGUGCUCGUAGAAGACCCAGAAGCCCUCCACGACCUUGCAGGAGUGGACCUCGCGCAGGCGGAAUUGCUCCAGCACGGAUGGGCAGUCCUCACUGGCCUCGUAGGCCUGGCCCGCAAACUCGGGCUUGUCGUAGAACUUGAUCUUGUACUGGGCUCCGCUGGUCUGCAGGCGAGAGGAGAGAGUGCGAUGGGGGGAAGGGGGAAUGGAGAGGAGCGGAGGAGUGGAGUGGUGGUAGCAGGAAUAAAAUGGUAAUCAGAGAGGGAAGUGAGGUGGUUUUAGGUACAGUACCUAGCUGUAUUUGUUGAACAAUAACAUUGGUUUAGAUGUACAGAUGUACAGAUUCUCCAUGUGCUGCCAAUUGCUGUAUUUUGUUCCCCUUUUAAUGACAGUGAUACCAAAGACUCAGGUAUGAAACUAUGCCUUUAUAUCCUUUAUAUUUUUAUAGCAUAAAUGACAUUGAUAGCUGCCACUACUGACCUGGGGGCAAAUCAACAAGAAUAUGAACUAUUUUUACAGAAUCUUACAUCCUGAAAGAGAUUUUUAUUGGCAUUUUUUGUUCGUUUACGGUUUGUUUGGAUUUUGACAGUAUUUUCCUUGUUAUUUUUUACUGUUUUUAUGCAAUGUUUUGUAAGUUGCUUGGGACAUCUAUUCAAAGAUCUGUUGAGUUUACUUAUUUAAUUUUGUUGCACCAGCAAUGUAACAUCUUUUUUUCUCACUGAAUUGUUUAUUUAUAGCCACAUUUAUAUGUCGUUAGAGGUGGAAAUGUGAGCGGAUGAACCACCAAAUCGACACUGUGUCCUUGCGCUGGGCAGAACAGAGUGGCACUAUUGAUGUAUUGGCAGAGCCCUUGGGGUCUAUGCUGCAUUGAGCUUUGCCAGUUCAUUAGUAAUUAUUGCCCUGUACGAAUGUUCUGCUUUUUCCAGCUUGCCGCAACUACUAUUCAUUGCAAUUAAAUGAAAGCACAUCGUAAA